Molecule: messenger RNA, 543 nt
Organism: Desarmillaria tabescens
Lineage: Eukaryota; Fungi; Basidiomycota; Agaricomycetes; Agaricales; Physalacriaceae
Exons: 1
Coding region: 1-543 (180 amino acids)
Molecular function (GO): protein binding
Source: RefSeq, a predicted model, not a curated record
AUGUCGGGAUCUCCCGCUUCAUUGGUUGCUCUUCCAAAUGAGCUCCUGUCCAUCAUAUUGCAACAAAUCGACGAGAAGGACCGCCUCUCAAUCGCAUACGCCUGCCGGAGACUGAACGAUUUUGUCGCAUCAUUGUCGCUUGGUCGUCUCAACAAGUAUCUUCAAUCGUACAGCAACCUAUGGAUAUGCAGUGGGCACCACACCACAUGCCCAAACAUCGUAUGCCUCAAAGACCUUUGCCAAUGGGUCGUUAACCCGCCGCGAAUCCCUGUUAUGAACAUCAAAUUCAGCGAUAAUUACCUUGGCCAGCUCCGUCUACUCACCCACUACAUCGAAAGGUUCCCCGAGUCCGAACGGCCCACUGUGCACGUCCAUGUUGGUUACCAAAAUCGUUGGUCUGAUAUGAAAACAGAUUCACAAUUGAAAAAGCUUAACACCUUCCUCACGGGGCUCGCAGAGCUUAAAUGCGUUGCUUCGUUUCUGACGCCGUACAACGAUAAGAAGGCCGCGUUGCUGGACACGGCGAAAAGGAAAAAUAACUAA